GUUGCUUUGCGGCGUUUUCCGCGGGGAAACUGUGUAAAGGGUGGGGAAACUUGAAAGUUGGAUGCUGCAGACCCGGCAUGGGUAGCAAGAAACUAAAACGAGUGGGUUUAUCACAAGAGCUGUGUGACCGUCUGAGUAGACAUCAGAUCCUUACCUGUCAGGACUUUUUAUGUCUUUCCCCACUGGAGCUUAUGAAGGUGACUGGUCUGAGUUAUCGAGGUGUCCAUGAACUUCUAUGUAUGGUCAGCAGGGCCUGUGCCCCAAAGAUGCAAACGGCUUAUGGGAUAAAAGCACAAAGGUCUGCUGAUUUCUCACCAGCAUUCUUAUCUACUACCCUUUCUGCUUUGGACGAAGCCCUGCAUGGUGGUGUGGCUUGUGGAUCCCUCACAGAGAUUACAGGUCCACCAGGUUGUGGAAAAACUCAGUUUUGUAUAAUGAUGAGCAUUUUGGCUACAUUACCCACCAACAUGGGAGGAUUAGAAGGAGCUGUGGUGUACAUUGACACAGAGUCUGCAUUUAGUGCUGAAAGACUGGUUGAAAUAGCAGAAUCCCGUUUUCCCAGAUAUUUUAACACUGAAGAAAAGUUACUUUUGACAAGUAGUAAAGUUCAUCUUUAUCGGGAACUCACCUGUGAUGAAGUUCUACAAAGGAUUGAAUCUUUGGAAGAAGAAAUUAUCUCAAAAGGAAUUAAACUUGUGAUUCUUGACUCUGUUGCUUCUGUGGUCAGAAAGGAGUUUGAUGCACAACUUCAAGGCAAUCUCAAAGAAAGAAACAAGUUCUUGGCAAGAGAGGCAUCCUCCUUGAAGUAUUUGGCUGAGGAGUUUUCAAUCCCAGUUAUCUUGACGAAUCAGAUUACAACCCAUCUGAGUGGAGCCCUGGCUUCUCAGGCAGACCUGGUGUCUCCAGCUGAUGAUUUGUCCCUGUCUGAAGGCACUUCUGGAUCCAGCUGUGUGAUAGCCGCACUAGGAAAUACCUGGAGUCACAGUGUGAAUACCCGGCUGAUCCUCCAGUACCUUGAUUCAGAGAGAAGACAGAUUCUUAUUGCCAAGUCCCCUCUGGCUCCCUUCACCUCAUUUGUCUACACCAUCAAGGAGGAAGGCCUGGUUCUUCAAGGAUCUAGAGAAUUCAAAUGAUCUGCUCGAGGCAAACAUAGGAUCGUCUGAGUUCCUUGCACCCUGUUCAAGGUUCAAGAGCCUAGGACUCUACUGCAGACCACACCACAACACUGUUGGAUCAUCAGACCUCUUCUAGCUACGAAUCCUUGACAAUUGAGAUAAGGUCCACUUACAUGAACCCUGAAAGUCAUUACAUAUGACUUAUUCAGCCCUCCCUUAUUCAAUUUGAUUCACUUGCCACCUUCCCAAGAUCUUACUCUUCAUGUGGAAAUGAGAGACUUAUUUAUUGCUCAGCUUGUUCCCUCAUUUCUCUAGGUAACAUGUACUACUAGUGGGAUCAUCAAACAAUAAGUAUUUGCAAAACUGGGCUUAGCGUGGUUCUAGGUGCUGUGCAAGUAUAUAAUGACACCCCCCAACCCAAAGAAAGUCACCUGGGGAGACCUGAAACAAUUAGAGAAACACACAAGGGGACCCUAAUUGAAUGUGAAUCUCUCUAGCCAACCAAAAGAAAGAGAGGGUGGGUUUAAGGGUAGUGAGGGACACUUUGUGAAGAAAUGACAGCUUGUGAGGACUCCAAGGUUGAGUAGAAUUUCAACAAAGAGCAAAGAAUGGAAUUGGAUGGUGUGUUCGAGAGAAGGAAACAGACAUUAUUGGAAUAAAGAUUCCAUGUAGGGAAGAAGGUUGAGUUGAAGAGUAGGGCCAGAUGAUGUGAAGUUUGGAAAGAGAGGCAGGGCAUGCUUUCUUCACCCACAACUAUAAUACAUCUUUGACCAUAAAAAGUGGUUGUUAUUGCUAUCAUUUGUUUUUGUUUUCACUUUGCCCCUUCAAGUUCUUGAAAAAGAUAGUCAUAAAAGAAGAGGGUAUGCCCUCAUUCAUGGAGCACAGAGAAGGAAGCCCUCUGUGAUGUUUCCAGAUGUGUAGGUUUAGGCUCUAGACCAGUGCUGGUGCCUUCCUGGGACUGCCCAAGCCAAUCACCAGGGAGAGGCUGCAGAUCCUUUCUCUGCUCAGCUCCGUUCGGGCUCCUCUUUUCUUGAAGAUUUGACAGAUAUUGGUUAAGUUCUUCAAAUCUGACAACUGGGUUCUUUGUGGCAAAGAAUAGGUGGCUAAGGAGAACUGGCUCUAACAGGCUAAUAGCCUACCUGGCCCCUUUCCAGCAGGAGAAAUGCCAUAGUCCUUCCCAGAAGCACAUCUUAUAUGCACAGUCCUCACAGAGUGUGUCUGUGCAUCAGAAUCAAUUAAUCAUGCCUGUCAGGAGGGGGAAUGGCCCCUCUGGCUGAAACAGUGGAAGGAGCCCUCGUGAUUGAAGACCACUUUGCCUUGGAAACUCAUGCAGGUCAGAGGGGAAAGUUGAGUCUAGAUGGCAUGCGGUAUUCCUUGGGUAUGUUUUCUCAUCCCUGAAAUUUGCCCAUGUCACCCAACUAACUGCUUGUAGCAAAGCUGUAUUGUCAGUGCAAUCCUUUGGGGCCUUGUUUGGGCCUGAAGAAGCCAUUCAUUUCUUAAAGAAGAAAAAGCUGGCAAAGUGGAAUUUGUAGUAACAGCUGUUAGUAUUUAAAACUUUUGUUUCAAGAUCUUCAGGCACUUAAAAAUGACUUUAAAUGGCCACUCUGCAAGAGUCUAUCUUUUACAAGGCAGCCUGUGAGAUCUUUCUCAAAACAAGCCUCAUCUCAUCUCCUCUUUUAUUGAGAUCCCCAUUGGUCCUCUAUUUUGUAUAGAAGUGGUUCCCAAACUUUUUUGAUUUAACACCCCAUCAGUAAACAAUUUUGAAUAGGUACUCUCAAUAUACAUAUAUUUCUUUUUAUAUUAUACACAUGUAUUACUUUCCUAAUAUAUUAUGUACAUUAUAAAACAUAUACAAAAGUAAUUUUUUUAAAGGCUGAGAUAAAGAUGAAGUAAGCAAUAGUUUAAAAUGUCUUGUCAAUUAUGAUGGCUUCAUACUGUCAUUAGCUAAUAUGUCAAAAGCACAAUAAAUAUGUCAGGGGAGUUCCAUUUAUAUCAUUUGAAUGAUAUAAAUCCUUAUAUCUAGUAGUUUUCAUGGAAAUUUCUAACUGUUUUGGCUUGACUUCUUGUUACAUGCAAAUAUUUGGUCAUUGUCUUCACUUUGUAAUAUGGCCGAAGAAAACUUGUUCUAAGGGCA
Molecule: messenger RNA, 3249 nt
Organism: Homo sapiens (human)
Lineage: Eukaryota; Metazoa; Chordata; Mammalia; Primates; Hominidae
Gene: RAD51B
Product: RAD51 paralog B
Exons: 11
Coding region: 78-1133 (351 amino acids)
Biological process (GO): DNA repair; double-strand break repair; double-strand break repair via homologous recombination
Cellular component (GO): chromosome; Rad51B-Rad51C-Rad51D-XRCC2 complex; nucleus
Molecular function (GO): DNA binding; ATP-dependent DNA damage sensor activity; ATP binding
Source: RefSeq, marked reviewed